GCAGAGCAGAAGAGCGAAACAUGGCGACAUCAAACAAUCCGCGGAAAUUUAGCGAGAAAAUCGCUUUACAUAAUCAGAAGCAGGCAGAGGAGACCGCAGCAUUCGAGGAAGUGAUGAAAGAUUUGAGUAUUACCCGAGCAGCGAGGUUACAGUUACAGAAGACCCAGUAUUUACAGCUGGGACAAAACCGUGGGCAGUACUAUGGCGGAUCAUUGCCAAAUGUCAAUCAGAUUGGAAAUGGCACCAUUGACAUGCCUUUUCAGACUCCCUUUCAAGGUUCAGGUGACACUAGCAGGACAACACGGCAUCAUGGAUUGGUUGACAGAGUUUACCGGGACAGAAACCGCAUCACGUCCCUACACGGAAGGCCCCUCGACAAACAUGGACGCCAAAUAUCUUUUACUGUCGGUUUAUGCAACUGUAUAGUUGAUAACUUUUUAUUUUACGGUCUGCUAUGCAACGGAUAUUUGAUUAUGAAUGACAUGGUAAUUACAUAGUCAUUUUACAGUAACAAUUUGCCUUUUCAUUAAAGCAAGCACCACUAUGUAACAUCUUUAACCAUUGUACUUCAAAAGCAUAUGCUGUACUUUAUGGCAUAAUGGUGUUUUACAUUGACAUCAGUUGUGAAAUGCUACAGAUUUGUGUUGCCCUUAACCAGUGGUAUCACAUUGAUAGCUGUCCAUACGGUUCAGUGUAUCUGUCACCCCCACCUGACACCAGUUGGAGGAGGACUAACUCGGACUCUGCGUUGCAUCAGAGCACCUUGAACCCACAGGACAUUUUCGCGGGAGGCUCACAGGACAUGCAGCCUAAACGAGUGCUUCUGCUUCAUGUACCAAGGCCAGAAGACACAGAAUCAGAUAUGGACAAAGACGAACAAAAACAGAACUGGGAUGGGAAAAAGAAUGCUUCAUCAAGGUCCAAGGUCCCAGGAAUCAAUAUAUUCCCGUCUCCGGAUCAGGAUCUGACCGCGACACUGAUGCCAUCAGCCCACGACACGGGCGGUGGCUCCCUGCCUGAUCUGACAAACAUCCAGUUCCCCCCUCCGCUGCCCACCCCCCUGGACCCCGAAGACUCCACCCUCAGCGCCUCCAACAGCACGGGAAACCUGGCCCCCAGCCACUCACACAGUUUCAGUUCCACCAGCCAAGGACAGACCACCUCCCAGCAAGGCAGGCAGGACAACAUGGUCAACCAGGACUCCCAACAGCACCACUCCCUACAGCUCUCCCCCACCUUGUCGCCACCGCUCACCCUCGCCCAGGCGGAGACCAUAGAUGCCAUGACUCUGGAAGCGCAGAUGUCCCAGUAUGCGUUCUUCAGCCAGUCCUCCUCUCAGCAGCAGCAACAGCAGCAGCAGACCACUCAAGGACUGACCAGGCUGGUCCAGCUCCCCUCCCCUCUGAACACCUCCUCCAUCCAGACACAGAACUCCAUGGAUAUGAACUCGCACAACUCCAUAUUGGGMAGUGUAUUUGCAGACUUCUAUGACCAGCAACUCGCAUCCAGACAGACCAGUGCUCUCUCCCAACAGCUGGAGCAGUUCAACAUGAUCGACAACAAUAGUCUGUACGGACAGGGCUCAACCCUCAACUACUCCCAAGCAGCCAUGAUGGGUUUGACGGGAAGCCACGGCAACCUGCAAGACUCCCAGCAGCUGGGCUACAGUAGCCAUGGCAACAUCCCCAACAUCAUUCUCACAGCCACAGGAGAGUCUCCACCCAGACUGUCCAAGGGGUUGUCUUCUAGCUCUCUGUCAGCUGACAUCAGCUUCGAUGCGGACUCUCAGUUUCCCCUAGACGAGCUGAAGAUCGACCCGCUGACCCUGGACGGGCUGCACAUGCUCAAUGACCCUGACAUGGUCCUCACUGACCCUGCCACUGAAGACGCCUUUCGGAUGGACCGGCUGUAGAGCUGCUGCCAAAGUCACCGACUGSGUCGGUGAAACCCGGCCUGAGGGGUUGAGGGCUUGUGUCUGAGGGGAGAGGGCUACUUUUGGGGUGUGGGAGCCCAAGGCGAGGCCCCAGCUGUGAAGUGUGUUCAUCCCACCUCCCUUCACCAGCAGCCCCUUUCUAAGAGCUAUGGGAUAGUGAGGUAGUAGGGAAAUUAGUUUGUCAAGAAAUGGUCGACACAGUUUGCUUUCUCUCUUCAGAAUGGGAAAGAUGGAUGGCAACGUUGUCAUGUCUGGUGGAUAUUGAGCUUAUGGUCCUGCUGUGACUAGUUUGUGCUUACUUUUCUUCAUCCCUUAACUUUUUUUUUCUUCUUUUUUUUUUUACACAUGCAUCCUGCCUGCCAUUCUGUUGGAUGCUUUGGUUUUUGUAAAGAAGAAAAACAGUAGGGGCUACAACACUACAUUGGUCUCGCCUCCCAUUUUGAAGACAUUAACUGAUUCAAAUCAUGUCUGCAGGGGAAACUGUUUAUCUUUCUCUCACCUGCCAUACUAGAUUAGCAUGUCUUAKCUUAUAUAAUCACUCAUCUGCUUUUCAGAACCGCCCUCUCAUGGUAAAUCUUGCCCGUCACAUUUCCAUCAAUGCCCUUAACCUCGCUGUCUAACUCACACUAGUUGUAUUUAUUGGUGCUCUGAUUUUUGCCACGAAGUUGACCAGUAUUUUACUUUAGGUUCCCUUCCGAACUUGUCAUAGUGCUGGUCAACAGCUAAGCGGUUUACUUAGUUGAACAACUAGGAGUUAUAACCCUCCCCUUUAGCUUAUGAUUUUCCAGGGCAGCUGAAGUAAAAACCUAAAUUCCAGUUUAACAAACCUUGAAAAAUCACAUAAAAAAAAAAAAAGGAUAUCAGCCUAGCGUCACUUUGGCAAUUUAUCCAUGAAAUGACAUUUCGGGUGUAAUAUGCCACCAAUGGUAGCUGGUUUUCAGACGCAAACAAGAUAAAAAAUGAAAUCUGAACGAAUCACCGUGAGUGAUAAGAUUCUGCCUUAUAAGAAGAGUACAUGAUAUGGAAAGCUGUUAUCUCAACUCUCCAUUAAAAAAAUGCAGGUUGUUGUGCAACUUGUUUAGACUCUUAAGUAGUGAAGUGUAAACUUUUAUCAAGCAUCACCGUUUCUUUUCCGAUGGCCUGAAUCAAAUUGGCACUAGUGUGAGAAGAGGACCAAGUUGAGCACAACUAGGGGAGGUUUAUCACAACUUACGUUGUUAUCCACUGCUUUUCACUUGUUACCAUUUUGCUUUUCAUAUUUGAGGUGGUACUGUAUUUCACUUGUCAGCCAAAUAGAAAUGGACAGAAAGAACUGAGGUAUCACAUUUCUGAUGCCCUUGUAGUUGAUACUUGUGAAUUAGAUGUUUUAUUUCAAACAAUUGCUUGAUCACUCAGUAUGGGUACAUCUCCGUUGGGUGUAGUCAACAAGGAACUCCUAUCACACAAAGCUACAGCCAAUAAGGGGGAACCCCUCUCCUUUAUAAGGCGCUGUCGCUCCCUCCUGCCUCACUUUUCAUUCUUCCUUACGAUGUUGUAAUACUGCUAAUAUACUCUCCUCAGCAUUGACUUGGACUACUGUUUCCUGCUGAACUGUUGAUAGGUUAACCCGUAUGGUUCGCUGUUGAUUGUAGGAAUCCAGCUUCUUGUCGAGAGUGUUUAGCUUUUUACCCRAAAGUAAAUUUUUCUCUGGCUAGCUAGCGUCACACAGCUAGUUCUACCCUACCAGCGCACCUAGCUACCACUUYCUGCUGCUUAUUCCCAAUGAGGUGGAGGAAGGAAGAAACUUGGCUUGGUCCUGCUUCAGGUGAAUUUAACCCAGCUAGCUCAAAAAGAAUGCACCUUCUCUUCAGCUAGCAGUGUGCUAGCAGUGUGCUAGCACCAGCUAGGUUACUAACCCUUGGGGUGAAAACCAGCUUCCUAUGCCAGGACUAGCUAGCUACAGAGCUAAGCGUCGUCGAGCACACGCCUAGAGCUAUCUCCUGGCGUAGGUAGCAUCCCUUCCUCCUGCCUAACUUUCCAGCAGCCUCGCUGACCAGGUUGACCGGUCUUGCGUAUAGGUACUGCGGCCUUGUGAGAUUCUCUAGCCUAUAGAGGCUUGUAAGCUCACUCCAACAGAGUUAUGGCUCUCUUUCCAGUGUGCUUGCAAUAGCUAGACGACUAACCCACAAGGUGAACUCUAGCUAGCUACUGACAGGACUUCUAGCUACACAGCUAAGCAUCAGUAGCACACACACAGCCCAGGGUUUUCCUGUCGAACGCUAGCUAGCUAAAGCCUAGCAGGCAGUGUGCCCCUGAUGAUGCGUUGGGAUGUCCGUACCACCCUCUGGAGAGUCCUUCGACUGCGGGUGGUGUAGUUGUACCAUGGGGUGAUACAGCCMGACAGAAUGCUCUCGAUGGUGCAUCUGUAGAAGUUUGUGAGGGUAUCAUGGGACAAGCYAAAUUUAUUCCACCUCCUGAGGUUGGAGAGGCUCUGUUGCGUCUUCUUCAUCACGCUGUCGGUGUUAAGGGACCAUUUUAGGUCCUCAGUSAUGUGCACACAGAGGAACUUGAAGCUUUUGACCCUCUCCACUGCGGCCCCGUUGAU
Molecule: messenger RNA, 4517 nt
Organism: Salvelinus sp. IW2-2015
Lineage: Eukaryota; Metazoa; Chordata; Actinopteri; Salmoniformes; Salmonidae
Source: RefSeq, a predicted model, not a curated record